Molecule: messenger RNA, 539 nt
Organism: Xylaria bambusicola
Lineage: Eukaryota; Fungi; Ascomycota; Sordariomycetes; Xylariales; Xylariaceae
Exons: 1
Coding region: 198-470 (90 amino acids)
Source: RefSeq, a predicted model, not a curated record
GACAGAGAGGAUUGCCCCGUCCAACGAUCAACCUUGCCGUAACGAGACCUCUCCACUUCUCCCCUUGGCCCCCUGUCCCCGUAUCAUCUAUCAUUUCACGACACUUCACUUCAGCACAGACGUACCCGCCCCGCUAGGGAAAUGGUCAGGCGAAAAACGCAUCAGCCAGGUAGUCGGACGUAGGGAAAUUAUCGGCGAUGAUUGACCUAUCAUGGAUGAUGGUAUUCUUUCUUGAGCGUAUCCAUGCCCAUGGUCUGUGUGCACUACUAAGGUGUAUACUAAACAUUCAAUCUCAGCAACAUCCCAUCGUGUUUCACAACUGCCGUAUUUGCUCUCUUCUUUUUACAUGUUCAUUUCAUCCCGCAAAAUUGCAGCGUAGCAAUACAUUAACGAGACUGCUAGCGCAGGUUACGUGUUCGUCCGUGUGUAAGAAGUCAUGUAAUGUAGUGUACUACGCACCGAGCCUUUGAAACCCUUGUCCUAACAUCAUUUGGCGAGUUCCAUAGUAGCUUUACUUAGAUAAUAAAACGCUUUGAUAU